This is a messenger RNA of Lichtheimia ornata, 930 nucleotides long. RefSeq lists its product as uncharacterized. The transcript has 6 exons. Bases 1 to 930 code for a protein of 309 amino acids. Lineage: Eukaryota; Fungi; Mucoromycota; Mucoromycetes; Mucorales; Lichtheimiaceae. The record is from RefSeq and is a predicted model, not a curated record. Gene Ontology annotation, molecular function: snRNA binding; RNA methyltransferase activity; O-methyltransferase activity. Gene Ontology annotation, biological process: snRNA modification.
AUGUCCGAAAAGCGUCCCAAUCCAUACCUACCCAAUGAGCACGAUCAACAACAACGUCCCAAAGCGAAGCGACACAAGAACGAUAAUACAAAGCACCUUGGUGGAGGAGCGAGUGCUGUUGUCUAUCGCGAUCCAAAGAAAGCGCAAAAACCAAAGCAGAACCACUUUAUGUACGGCAACUAUGCCAAUUACUACAGCAAUCGUCGCAAUCUACAGUUGACAGCUGAUCCAAGACUUGAAUUGCUUGAUGCUUCUCUCUUUGAAGGCAAACGCGUGUUGGAUAUUGGAUGCAACUCUGGGAAUAUCAGUAUUACUAUUGCUAUGGAAUAUGACGCUGCACACGUCGUAGGUGUCGAUAUCGAUCCGACUUUGAUCAACAAGGCAGAACAGCAACUUCGUGUCGCCUACUCUUUGAAAGAUCCAAAAGAUGAACACAAGCAUAUAAUGGAUAUCAGCAUGCGUUUCCACUACUUUCCACGAUCACUAUGCAGCAUGUUUGGUUACAUCCCUAUGACACUUCCUCCAAACACGCAAAGAUACCAAUUCCCACACAACAUCAAAUUUGAAGCCGCCGAUUGGAUGGAUCAAGAGGUGAGGCCUGAGGAAUAUGAUACCAUAUUGGCAUUGAGCAUUACCAAAUGGAUCCACAUUCACCGAGGAGAUCAUGGCAUGAAAGUGUUCUUCAAGCGGAUAUACAAAGCACUUAAGCCUAAUGGAGUUCUGGUUCUCGAGAUACAGCCAUUUGAUACAUAUGAGCGCCGUGCCAAGAAGGAUGAGACUACCAUGGCUAUGUUUGAAUCAAUCGAGUUUGUGCCGGAUCAAUUUCAUGAGUUUCUGAUGGAUACGGUUGGGUUCUCAAGUUACAAGACACUCAAAGUACCAGAGGGUCACAAAGGGUUUGAACGUCCUCUCACGAUUUACACCAAGUAA